AUGAUCAAGUUCGUUGCUGCCCUGCUCCUCGCUGCCGCCCUUGCAGCCACCUGCAGUGCCGGACAUGCGGAGAACGUGCCGGAUUGGCCCACGGGCUUCUCCACCACAUACUACUACGUUGUGGAGGACUCGACCACGGGCAAGAACGAGACGACCGAGGCCGAGAUGUUCUACUCGUACACUGAUGAACUCAAGGGCUGGGUCUGGGCCAUGCAGGAGGACGUUGGAGCUUGCCGCGCCUACGCCGUUGCCGAGGGCAAGAACGAGACUCAGGCGUGCGUCGUCUACAUGAUGCUGCCCGAGUCGGACCUCUGCUGCGAGAUCGCUCCGGUUGGCCCGGUCUUCCCCUCGUGGGUCGCCAACUUUACGUACGAAACGACCGUGCCGUACGGUUCGGAGGAGAAGGCUGAUGUCUUUGAGUUCCAGGCCAACCAGCUCAACUUCUACCUCAUGCUCGCCGACUCGCACGACAUCACCGACUCGCUUGGUUUUGGCAUUAUCAAGCCGUUCUUCGGCUUCUUCUUUGAGCAGGGCACGUUUGAGGUCGCUCCACAGCCGCCGCAGUACUUUGCGCCGCAACCGAUGUGCGCCUCCGCCACCUCGUGCUCGUCCUCGGUCUCGAGCUCGCUCGCUGCCUUCCUCUAG
This is a messenger RNA of Thecamonas trahens ATCC 50062, 645 nucleotides long. RefSeq lists its product as uncharacterized. NCBI's taxonomy places the organism in Eukaryota, Apusomonadida, Apusomonadidae. The transcript has 3 exons. Bases 1 to 645 code for a protein of 214 amino acids. The record is from RefSeq and is a predicted model, not a curated record.